UGAAGGAGAACUAGAACUUUAAGUCAUCUAAACAGUUGAAAAGGCAGGGAGGUGGGGAGGAAGAGUUAGGUUUGCCAAAGAUAUAGAGCUGGGUGUGUUUGUGGAAAAUAUUGCCAAGAGGGAGGAUGACAGAGCCCUGGGGGACACCUGCAGUGCAUUUUUGUAGAUGUGCUUUUAUCAAACAUAUAUUUAUCAUAAAAAGAACAAUAUUAAUUCUAAUUGUAAAUGGAAGGACAUCUGAUACUUGGCAAGUGAAUCAUACAAAGUUUCAUUGUUGUACAAAAGAAGCAGACAUGGUGUAAGAAAUGAGUAUGGAAAUCUAUUGAUUCAUCAUACACAACAGGAACAGCAGCAUCCCAGUGUUUGAGGAAGUUUUGCAAUCGUUUUCACACCGCAGUUCACAAAUAAACUAAUUUAACAAUACUUGUGUUGGUACCAGCUGAAAAUGAGGAAUCUCAGUGAUGUUACAUAAAAAUGUGGGUAGGAAAGAACAAACGGUAAAAGACAUUUGGCCACUUUUAGCCAGAAACACAUGACGUUAAUAACCUCUGUGGUUAUUUAGCACAACAAAACAGUUGCACAACAGGACCCAAUUUUGCUUUAUUUAUUUAUAUAUAAAAGUCUUUCCUCACCCAGCCUCCCAUCUCCCCUGGGUGGGCUGGGUGGCUGUUCAUCUUCAGCUCGGGUCCUCUACCAGAGUCCUGAGAGCUUUAAGGUCCUACACAGUAUCUUAGCUGUUCCUAGGACUGCUGUCUUCUGGAUGGAGAAGUCUGGUGUUUCUCCAGCAGAACUUCAACAGAAGCUGCCCCACCAACAUGUUUAGUCCUGGACCCAUUCAGGACUUCACCAGAAGGAUGCAAAGAUCACGUUCUCUGGAAAAGCUGGAAAUGCAAGAGGACGGUCGGCGUUGUGACGUCAAAGAGCUUUCAGUUGCAUGAACAACACUUCAUUGUGAAAAUGCAACAUCAGGCUGACUACCCAUUCUCACUGUUGGGUGUACUGGUAACUGUGUGGUAAUGAUGGCAUAGAAACGUCAUCCUACACGAGCUAUAAAUGAGUCAGAAAUGGUCAUUCAUCCCAUCAUAUCUUCCCAUGGCUCUUUCUGAAUGAAACGCUCCCAACAUAUUUGUUGCAACAAGAAAAAAGAAGAAAAAGCUGCAGAUUUCCUGAAUUACUGCCUAUUACUUGACUCUGAUAACAACCAGCGAACCUGGAGCUGCAGCAGAACUGAAAAUGAAUCCUGACCCUGCUUUGUUAGACAGCAACACAAUGACCCCAGAGUCAAACUUCACCCCAGUUCCUGACAGAGGCUGCCCAUCGGUCAGCAUCCAGCUGGAGGGCUUGAUCCUGCCCCCAGUUAUCACCAUUGACAUCAUACUGGGGCUGCUGGGAAACAUAGUGGCCUUGUGGAUCUUCUUGUUCAAGCUGAAGGCCUGGAACCCCAACAUCGUUUUCCUGUUCAACCUGGUCAUCGCAGACUUCCUGGUUCUGGUGAGCCUGCCGCUGAGGCUUCAUACCUUGCUCAGAGGCUACUGGGUGUUUGGAGACGGCCUGUGCCGGAUCAACCUCUUCCUCAUGUUUACUGAUCGCACGGCCAGCAUUGCACUGAUGACGGUGGUGGCAGUUUAUCGUUACUUUAAGGUGGUCCACCCUCAUCACCGCUUCAACCGUAUGACCAAGCGGCAGGCUGCGGUGGUGUCCGUGUUCGUGUGGUUGCUGGUGAUCAGUCCACGGGUUCCCCUGCUGGCUUACAGCCACAUCGAGGGCAGCGGUGACAAAACACGGUGCGCCUUCUUCUCUUCUUACAAAGAGGAGCGUCCCGCCGUCAUCAUCCUGGUGGCCAUGCACCGCAUCCUGACCGUGCUGGAGUUCAUCCUCCCCUUGGCCUUGCUGCUGUUCUGCUCCAUCCGAAUCUCUAGAUUCCUAAAAAAGCGGCAGAUGGGUAAACCUGAAAAAGUCCGCAAGGCAGUGCGAGUGUGCGCCGCCAUCGUUGCGGUGUUCACGCUCUGCUUCCUGCCCACCACAGUGACAACCAUCGGGGUGUGGGUAAUUCGCUCAUACCUCCCGUGGGACUGCACCGCCUUCUACACCUUCAUCCAGCUCAACAUCGUGUCUUUUGGUUUCAACUUUCUGAACUCCGCUCUGGACCCCAUCAUCUACGUCUUCUCCAGCUCCAUGUUCAGGAAGGCCCUGCUGGCGGCGCUGCCCCGCUGGCUGCUCUGCAGACGGGAUGAAGGCGGGAACGCGGCAUCAUCAUCAUCGUCGUCAGGAACUAAGUCCACCGAUGAGCAGGAACUGAAACAGAUGAAUCCUGACAAUGAACUCAUCUGAGCAGCUGCAGAGAAACACAGAUGUUUUGUGUGUAUUAACUUUGUUUUAAUUUUUUUAUGCUUUUAAAGUUUCGAUUAAACGUUAAUUAUCAUGUUUCAUGACUGCAUGUAAAUAUACCUCAACCUCUAUGACUGGACUGAGUACAACAUAUUUACUGUUCUUCAAAUCCUGCUGUGCUCAGAAAACUAUUUUAUUUAUAAUGAAAUGAUCCUUCAUGUCUUGUGGAUCAUUUGUUGACAUGAGAUCAGACAAGUUGGGAUCUUCUGUGUAAAUGAUGAGUGAGCCAAACUAAAUAACAACAAAAAAGGAAC
Molecule: messenger RNA, 2642 nt
Organism: Melanotaenia boesemani (Boeseman's rainbowfish)
Lineage: Eukaryota; Metazoa; Chordata; Actinopteri; Atheriniformes; Melanotaeniidae
Product: hydroxycarboxylic acid receptor 2-like
Exons: 5
Coding region: 1234-2331 (365 amino acids)
Biological process (GO): G protein-coupled receptor signaling pathway
Cellular component (GO): membrane
Molecular function (GO): G protein-coupled receptor activity
Source: RefSeq, a predicted model, not a curated record